Prinia subflava (tawny-flanked prinia) is the source of this 1224-nucleotide messenger RNA. RefSeq names its product low affinity immunoglobulin gamma Fc region receptor II-like. Gene Ontology annotation, cellular component: plasma membrane. Lineage: Eukaryota; Metazoa; Chordata; Aves; Passeriformes; Cisticolidae. Gene Ontology annotation, molecular function: transmembrane signaling receptor activity. Bases 52 to 1224 code for a protein of 390 amino acids. The record is from RefSeq and is a predicted model, not a curated record. The transcript has 6 exons. Gene Ontology annotation, biological process: cell surface receptor signaling pathway.
GCCACCACGCAGGGGACAGCAGCUCCUGGCAGCGAGUGACAGCCAGCCUGGAUGGCCGGGGACACGGGGAUGGCUGGGAAAGUGGCACUGCUCCUGUGGGCCCAGACCCUCGGCCUCGCUGGCGCCCAGACCACCCAGCUCCUGGUGGAGCCCCCCUGGACACCAGCAGUGCAGUGGGACCGGGUGACACUGACCUGCCAGGGCUUGGGGACCGCCAGUGCCACCACCUGGUACAAGGAUGGGCAGCAGUGGGAGCAGAACAGACGAGACCACAUCACUGCCAGCGAGAGUGGCACCUACACGUGUGACAGACCUGGCAGUGGACGCAGCCCCCCCGUGACAGUCUUAGAUGACCGGCUGGUGCUGCAGGUGCCAGCACGGCCACUGCUGGAGGGGGACACGGUGACACUGCGCUGCCGGGUCAGGCAGGUCCUGUCGGUCAGCACGGUGAGAUUUUACCAAGACGAGAAGGAUUUGGGGGGGUCCCUCAGGGGGACCGAGCUGUCCCUGUCCCCACUGCAACUGCACCACAGUGGCCGCUACCACUGCAGGGGCUCGGUGAACUUGUGGCAGUCACAGUCAGCGCCGGUGACAGUGACAGUGCACGGGGUUCCACUCUCAGGUGUGUCCCUGCUUACUCAGCCCCCUGGGGGACAGGUGGCACUGGGGGACCGCCUCGUGCUGAGCUGCGCAGUGGCCGCAGGGACAGGUCCCCUGUCCUUCACCUGGCACCGGGGGGGCUCGGGGGCACCGCUGAGCUCUGGCCCCCACUUGGAGCUCUGGAACAUUGCGGAAAAUGACAGCGGCCAGUAUCACUGCCGGGUCAGCGAUGGCAACAGCGUAGCCGAGAGUGUCCCCCUGAAUGUCACUGUCCUGGUGCCUGUGGCCAAUGCCACCAUCACCCCCGGUCCCCCAGCACACCAGGUGCACACAGGUGACCCCGUGACCCUGCGCUGCUCGGUGCAGGUGGGCUCAGCCCCUGUCACCUUCACCUGGCUGCACAACAGGCAGGAGGUGGCCCGGGGUCCCAUCCUGGAGCUUGGGAACGUCGAUGUGGGACAUUCGGGCACCUACCAGUGCGUGGCCACCAACCAGCUGGGACAGGACGGGCACCGCGUGUUCCGGGCACUCAGCCCCGAGCUGGCCCUGGAGGUAACACCACAAGGACACUGGAACACAGGUGGGGUCAUACAGGGUCAUUGGGAUUGCAGGACCCCGGAGUGA